AUGCCGAGAAGCACGUCUAUGAAAUGGGCUAUGGUUUGUUCUAUCGAUGAUCAUUCGUUAGAGUUUGGCAUAUGGCUGUGUGAGGCACUUACUGUUGAGGGAUUUAAAAGUGGUUUCACUCACCAAUUCGAUCAUAAACCAGAAACUGUUUUACAUGUAGAGCCAUCAAAUUAUGAUGCUUUUGUAGCUGCGUAUGAAGAGCAUCCAGGCGUAAUGUUGAUUUUUCAAAUUUUACCUUCUCAGAACUCAGUGGUUUACGAAUGGAUGAAGCAGUUAUCUGGUCACAUUGGCAAAAUUAGACAAGGAAUUGUUUUAGAAAAUGCUCUUUCAAAGUUUGCAAAUCACGAUUUACAUGAAGUGCUCACAAACAUACUUCAUUGGAUCUCUCGUAGUAUAGCUAUUGAUCGAGAGUGGCCAACUGCUUCAAUAAGAAUCACUGGGUUUCCAACAACUUUCAACCAGUAUCAACUGGCUGCAAUAUUCCAUAAUUUCAACGUAGUUUCUGUUCAUUUCGAGGAUGAUUUUGGUGUUGUUUGUUUUGCUAACAAGUUUCACGCUGUGCAAGCUGUCGAACUAUUCAAUAAUUUGCAGCUUGAUUCUGAGCAUAUUCUUAAGGUAACUGCCAUUUCCGAACAGCUUAAGGGGCAAGUUGCGUUGACUAGUGGAGUUACUAUAGAGCCUUUACAAAGUGUUGCUUCAAACUGA
Enterobius vermicularis (human pinworm) is the source of this 705-nucleotide messenger RNA. NCBI's taxonomy places the organism in Eukaryota, Metazoa, Nematoda, Chromadorea, Rhabditida, Oxyuridae. The record is from the annotation of a GenBank genome assembly.